AUGGGCAUCUUCCUGGCCUCCGAUCGGGAGGCCAUCAUGCAGUGCGACGUGGGCAUGGUUUUCCUGGGCCGGCGGGAGCGCGUGUCCAUGGACGAGGAUGCCGACCGCGAGGAAGAGGAUGCAGGCGAUACCAUUGUCAAGCUCAUUCACAAGGAAGAUGACAUUCCGGAGCUGAAUCACGUGAGCCUGAAGGCGGAGCACAAGGCUGCUGCACUGAACUUGGCCAGAGUCGCCAGGAGGCAUCAGAGAUCGCUGAAGCCACUGCGACCGCCCUUGAAGCGACUGGCGGUGGGUGGGCACAUCAUCGUCCUGGCCGUGGGCACGGAGAAGGCGGAGGACUUGCGGCUGGGCAUCGAGCACUUCGUGAAGCCGUUGCGGCAGAACAUCAUCACCGAAGAGAUUAUCCCGGUGGUGGUGCUGUCAGCCAUGCAGCCGAGGGAUUGGUUCAACGUGGAGAAUUGCGAUCAGGUCUACUUCCUCCAAGGGUCUCCCACCUCGUUGUUGGACCUUCAGCGAGCCAACUUCACAGGCGCCUCCGCGAUCUUCAUCACGCACGCGGGUGCUGGGCGAGCUGACGCGGACAAGCAGGAGACGUGGACCGUGGAUUUCGAGGUGAUUUGCUGCACUCGACUGGUGGAGUCGCAGCUGCCGGUGGGCGUGGGGGGGCCCGAAGGUACGUUCUCAACUCGUCUAGAAUGGGACGCUUUCCAGGGAUCGCUUCGCUGGCCGAUGGCGUCGCCUCUGGCAGCCAUCAAGGAGGCCCAGGAGGGCAAGCACGGCUACGCGCAGGCGCUGGGAGAGAUCCGUCGGGGAUGCAAGACGAGCCACUGGAUCUGGUACGUCUGGCCUUGCCUGAAGGAGGUGAGGAAAACCUCCCGGCCGCAGUAUUCGCUGCGGAACGCGCAAGAUGCGAAGGCCUUUAUCAAGGACCCCCUGCUGCGGAGCCGUCUGCUGGAGAUCACCUCGGCGGCCUUGGAGAAGUUGGCGGCGGGCACGGCGCCCAAGGCGCUCUUCGGGUCCCGGGUGGACGUGGAGAAGUUCCAGGAGUGUGCCACCUGCUUCGUCCUCUGUGCGCUGGACUGUCGCGACCUGGAGCUGGCCGAGGCCAUGAUGGGCUGCUUGGAGGUCUUGGGCGGCACCUUGCACGACAGCACCGUCCAGUGCCUCGUCGACAGCGGCGUGGGCCGCGGUGCUCGGAGCUGUGAGGAGCUGAGGCCAUUGCUCACCGCGUUGACCCUGGAACUGAGGGCGCCGGAAGAAGCCAAGGUUCUCUGCGACCAAAAAGCCUCGCAAGAUUGA
Messenger RNA from Effrenium voratum, 1299 nucleotides. Lineage: Eukaryota; Dinophyceae; Suessiales; Symbiodiniaceae. The record is from the annotation of a GenBank genome assembly.